AUGACGUCAUAGUGAUAAAUGCGUACUCGGCAACGACGUCAAAUCUACCGGAAUAUUUCUAGGGCGGAUCGCGUAAACGUUUCUAUGAAAUUUUUUCCCAAACAAUACGUAUUGUUAUGAAAACAAAGCAGAAAAAAUCGUCGCCAGCUGUCGACGAAGAGAGUUACAAGUCCGACUUCGAGUCGGACGAAGAACCAGCGCGCGUUUUAUCUAGCACUAGCUACAUCGUGCCGGGAAACCCGUUGGCGCCAGAAAAUCGUCUGUCCAAAACUGUGCAACAGAGCGUCAAAGAGCGCGCCGAGAGCCGUCUGAAGGCUACUUCCGUUCGCCCGGACAGUCGGACGCUCGCCGAAGGGCCUUGGCGAACCAUCGCUAGGCAGCCACGUGAAGAAACAGGCACGCCGACGAAGAGUGAUCUACUCACCAAGCAGCAUUGCGUUCUGCCUAGCAUCGAUAAGAAGUACCUGCCACAUCCUUCUGAUAGCUCCAACAUUCGGAGAGACGUCAUAUCGAUGCAGCGGAAGCUCCCGGAAGUACCCGAAGGCGCCCAGAACAUAAAGUACACGACCAGCUGCCUCGCUUUUACUCUCGAUUUCCUUCCCCCGCGUCGCCUGCCGCCGAUUCCACGCCAGAUGUCGGACGGGGUUGUCAGCCACAGGAAGCGUGCAUACUUAGAGAAUGACAUCGAGGUCACACGUAAGAAGCGCUCAAGGUCUCCAGUGAAACCAUACAGAAGUGGGGGUCAGAUGUUCAACAAGCUCCAACAACGAGUCGACGCCUGUCGACGUGCGCGUGAAGACCGCAACGCUGAGAUGAUGCGCGCGCAUAUUGCGGAAGUCGAAGAGCACACCUCAAGGAUCGGGACUCCCGGCGGUGACAUAGGCGAGCGCGUGCGUUCCGUUCGAACGCGGCAGGACCAGAUCCGCGAGGAGGCCUAUGCCAGAACCAUUAUAAAUUUCAUGACCUCGAAAAAGAAAUAGUCCAUACAUGGACGAUUAACAAUAUUAUUUUUUAUUCUUUUAAAAAUUGAAAACUUAUGAAAGAAAAUUUCACAACUUUGACAUUUAUAAUUUAUUAAAAUUAUAUUACAUGUUUACUUACACAUGUUUUUGAAAUAAGGAAUCCACUGAA
Dreissena polymorpha is the source of this 1131-nucleotide messenger RNA. RefSeq lists its product as uncharacterized. The record is from RefSeq and is a predicted model, not a curated record. NCBI's taxonomy places the organism in Eukaryota, Metazoa, Mollusca, Bivalvia, Myida, Dreissenidae. The transcript has 3 exons. Bases 117 to 980 code for a protein of 287 amino acids.